AAAAACAACCCCCCUUUCCCCAUUUUCUCUCUCCAAAACAAACAAGCAAUCUCAAUUCUCAAAGACCCCACAAAUCUCUCCUUUAAACCAACCCACCCCUCCAAAUUCCUCAUCACCCCUAAACCCCCAAAUUUCUCAACAAUGCCUGCUUCCUCCUCAGAGACGAGGAAUAGAUGGAGGAAGCGGAAGCGAGAGCCAUUAAGGAAACAGAAGAACCAACAUCAAGACGACGACGUUUUUGAAGAAGACGAUGACGUGGAAGAAGACAUUGACCAACAGGAAUUAAUUGAAGACGAAAACCCUAAUAACGUGGAUCGAAGUUUUAACAACAACUCUGUUGAGUUGGUUUCGGAAAUCAGGGAGCGAAUUAGCGAGUUUCCUGUAGUGGUAAAGCGUGCUGUAACGCGGCCACAUUCGUCUGUGGCGAGUAUUGUGGCGAUAGAGAAGGCGGGGUUGAGUGGGGAGACUAGGCAGAGUAAUGGUGGUGGGGUGGUUUUGGAGAAUGUGUCCUAUGGCCAGCUACAGGCGCGUUCGUUUGUGCCUGUAGAUUGUCACGCGUUGUUGACUGAGGAAAGUGGUGGUGGUGGUUCGUAUGUGAUUACUCCUCCGAGGAUAUUGCCUGGUCGCGGUGUUGUUAAGCGUUAUGGAAGUGCUGGGAGAAUUCAUGUUGUCCCUAUGCACGCAGAUUGGUUUUCACCUAAUACUGUGCACAGAUUGGAAAGACAAGUGGUGCCGCAUUUUUUCUCUGGAAAGUCAACUGAACAUACACCCGAAAAAUACAUGGAAUGUAGAAAUUGUAUUGUUGCAAAGUAUAUGGAGUCUCCUGUAAAGCACUUGUCAGUUGCUGAUUGCCAUGGGAUAGUAGCUGGUGUCAGUGCUGAUGAUGUAACUCGAAUUGCAAGAUUUCUUGAUCAUUGGGGGAUCAUCAACUACUGUGCUGCUCCUCCUAAAGGUGAGGCCCCAAAAGAUGGCACAUAUUUGUAUGAGGACUCAAACAGUGAUGUCUGUGUUCCAGUAGCUGGUUUGAAGUCUAUUGACAGCUUAGUCCAGUUUGACAAGCCUAAAUGUCGCCUGAAGGCAAAAGAUGUUUAUCCUGAACUUGUGCGUGACUGCGAUGAUGACUCCGAUUUUGACAACUCAAUCCGAGAACUGUUGUCUGAAAUAAGAUGCAAUUGCUGUUCUCGGCCUGUUUCUCUCGCGUACUACCAGUCACAGAAGGAGAUUGAUAUUCUAUUGUGUUUGGAUUGCUUCCACGAGGGUAGAUUUGUUCCUGGUCACUCUAGCUUGGAUUUUUUCAAGGUGAGCUCUAUGAAAGAUUAUGGAGAUCUAGAUGGAGAUACUUGGACUGACCAAGAAACGCUAUUGCUUCUCGAGGGAAUGCAACUCUACAAUGAAAACUGGAAUCAGAUUGCAGAACAUGUUGGCACCAAGUCAAAGGCACAGUGCAUCCUUCAUUUUGUCCGCCUUCCUGUGGAUGGUGCCCCAUUGGAAAAAAUUGAACUUCCAGGUGCAUCUGGUCCCUCGAGUUCUUGCACGGGUGAAGAUCGUAACCAAUCGUAUUCAAUUUUGAAUGGGAAUCUUGCGGGACCAAGCACUGAAAACCUUGAUUCUGAUAGUAAGUUUCCAUUUGAGAACUCUGGAAAUCCAGUAAUGUCCCUGGUUGCUUUUCUGGCAUCUGCUGUUGGACCGAGAGUUGCUGCAGCAUGUGCCCAUGCAUCCUUGGCAGCAUUAUCUAAGGAUGAUACUUUAAGUGCAUCACGGAACAUGACUCAGAUGGAUGGAUCUACAGCAAAUAAUGGGACCAGUGUAGGAAGAAUGCCUGGAAAGAGUGGAAGUCCUCAUGGUGAUGUUGGAAAUUCGCAUCAGCUAAAAGAUGAAAAGUCUGGAGGACAAGGUCCACGGGGUCAACAGGAUGCUGGAGGUGCUCCAUUAUCCACUGAAAGUGUAAGAGCUGCUGCUAAAGUUGGUCUUGCAGCUGCAGCUAUAAAAUCAAAGCUUUUUGCUGACCAUGAAGAACGUGAGAUUCAACGAUUAUCUGCAAACAUAAUCAACCAUCAGUUGAAGAGGUUAGAGCUGAAGCUGAAGCAGUUCGCAGAGGUGGAGACCUUGUUAAUGAAAGAAUGUGAACAAUUGGAGAGAACAAGGCAACGCUUUGCUACAGAACGUGCUCGGAUGAUGACAACUCAACCUGGUUCGGUUCGCGUCUCCCGACCAAUGGGCGUGUCUGGUGCUGGUGCAGCAGUGGUCAGUAACACGUCAAAUAGUAGGCAACAAGUUGUUUCAGGUCCUCCACAGCAAAAUUUUAUUUCUGGAUAUGGCAACAACCAACAAAUGCAUCCCCAAAUGUCAUUUAUGCCACAACAAGGAAUGUAUGGAUUUGGGCCUCGGCUGCCACUAUCAGCAAUACACCCAUCCUCUUCAACACCCGGUAUGUUUAAUGCACCAACAAGUUCACAGCCUGCUCUCAGUCAUUCAAUGCUCAGACCUGUAUCUGGGACGAAAUCUGGUUUAGGUUGAUUGAAGAGUGUGAUUAAGCUUUGGAUUUGCUUCAGUUUACUGAUCAGUUCUCUUCAUUUCGCAAUUAUUGGGGCGAGAGAACAAAGGAAUUACAGUUGCAUUGCUCUGUCAGACGGAUUGAGACAUUAAUGAAGCCAAUCGACUGAAGAUGCAGCUCGGACUGACAGUGCAUUGGCCUCUGAUUACUCAAGCAGGAGUGCUCAAAUUAGUUACUGCUUUAUGCAGCUAAACUUAAUUCAUAGAAACAACUUGUAUUAUAUUUCGGUUUCUAAUGUGAAAUAACACGCUUUUGGUAACAAGAAGUACGAGAACUAGGGAUCUAGAAAUGUAGUUCUGUGCAGUACAGGUAAUGAAGAUGGAGAAAACAGGCAAUGGAAUAUUGACUGUCUUUAGGUACAUGCCUUUUCUUGAUCAUAGAAGUCGUGUAACAAAAUUGUUGUGCGGAUUCCUACGUUUGUAGUUGUUUCGUAA
This is a messenger RNA of Lycium barbarum (goji berry), 2988 nucleotides long. Its product is annotated as SWI/SNF complex subunit SWI3C. The transcript has 9 exons. Gene Ontology annotation, molecular function: protein binding; zinc ion binding. The coding region runs from base 142 to 2517 and encodes 791 amino acids. The record is from RefSeq and is a predicted model, not a curated record. Lineage: Eukaryota; Viridiplantae; Streptophyta; Magnoliopsida; Solanales; Solanaceae.